Molecule: messenger RNA, 1068 nt
Organism: Pogona vitticeps (central bearded dragon)
Lineage: Eukaryota; Metazoa; Chordata; Lepidosauria; Squamata; Agamidae
Source: RefSeq, a predicted model, not a curated record
GUGAGGCCACAAAGGGAGGCCAACUCCCACCUGGGCUGAGCUAGGAUCUCCAAAGCUCCUUUCAUCCGAGGUCCUCUUGGCCACCAUGGAGUGCCCAGGAAACCAGGGAGAGGAAGAAGGUGGUCUUUGGCCAACCGAGAAGGCGGGAGAAGAAAACGCCGGAAGAGCGGUUGAAGUGGAAGAGGAUAACAGAAGCUGCCAGGCAGCUGCAAGCGAGUCUUCAAACAGCUGGACCAAGGAAGCAUCUUCUGGGGAAAUCCUUGCCAAGGUCACGCCCUCCAAAGAUGGUCUCGUCUGCUACGCGGAAGGACUGACGCAGGACACGUUCAAAAUAUGCAAAGAAUUCUUGAGACCCUAUAAGAGGUGCCUGCGGAAGCUUAACCUGCCCAAAGAUCUUCCCGAGGAGAAGAGGAUGCAUUGCACCCGAAAGAACCUCCUGAUUCUCGGAGAUCACAUCAACGUUUUCCUUCAACAUUACUGCAAGGCGUGGGAGAUGAAGCGCUGGAAGAGGAUGCUGUGGCGCUUCGUCUCCCUCUUCUCCGUACACGACGAAAAGCAGCUGUGGAAGCUGUACCGGUACAGCAAGAACAACCAGGUGGCUAAAUUCCUGAAGACCUAUAUCCGCUUGGAAAAGCCUGCGUCGUCGGCUCUCUCCAAGGACGGCAGCCUAAGGAAAAUGUGCGAGAAGUGGGGUCUCCCCAAAGACCCGUCGGUGCCGGGGAAGCGGAGACAGGGCCAUGCCUUGUAUCUAAGCCGUGACCAGCCUGCAGGAGGUUUCUCGAAGAAGAAGUUCCGAAAGGCUUCUUCAACCACUGGAAGAAGGCAGGAAGAGGCUGAGCUGAUGGACCACCGACCUGCGUCUCCUGCUUUUCCAAGAAGUGAAGGAGCAGAAGUUCCUUCCGUGUCUCAAGAAGUUUCUCCAGAACCUGAUCCUUGAUGGAGUCUACAUGACUAGGAGGAAGAAAAAAAAAAGCUUGAUAGUUUUCAAAGUAGACUUUAAUGGUACCUAGAGCCAAAAAGAUAAAAAUACACGCUUCCUUAAGUAGCAUUUGUGGCAUGUAUAAUUAA